UUUCAAUUCUAUGUGUAUUCAAAUUCCAAGACCAAUUGAAUCAUGCCCUCAACAUUCACCGACACGGAGGACACCCUCCUACCUCCCUACAGCUUCCUAGAUGACUACAGCGAAGGCGCCCACCCACAGCUCCUCGAAGCUCUUCUACGCACCAACGCCACCCAACAAAUCUCCUACGGCAACGACUCCCACAGCGCCGAAGCACGUCAACUAAUCCGCCAACACCUCCACGCCACCGACGACGAAGUCGCCAUCCACUUCAUCCCCAGCGGCACGGCCGCCAACCUGAUCGGCAUCGCCAGCUGCCUCCGGCCCUACGAGGCCGUCCUCACCGUCGAGUCCGGCCACAUCGUCAGCAAAGAAGCCGGCGCCAUCGAAGCCACCGGCCACAAGACGAUCCUAGUCCCCGGGGUCCGGGGGAAAAUGACGCCCAAGAACCUGGAGCGCGUCGUGCGCCAGAACCAGUUCUUCCCGCACUCCGCGAAGCCGAGACUCGUGUACAUCUCGAACGCCACGGAGCUGGGCACCAUCUACACGAGGGCCGAGAUGGCCGCCCUCUCGGAGACGUGUCGGAGGCUGGACCUGCUGCUGUUCAUGGACGGGGCCCGGAUCGGGGUGGCGCUGAGCGCGCCCGGAAAUGACCUGACGCUGCGCGACCUGGUCGACAUGACGGAUAUUUUCUGGAUCGGGGGUACCAAGAUGGGCGCUUUGCUGGGCGAGGCGAUGGUGGUGCGCAGUCAUUUGGCCGACGGGUUCGCGUUCCAUCUGAAGCAGCACGGGGCCUUGCUGGCCAAGUCCCGUGUCAUGGGCGUGCAGUUUGCGGAGCUGUUCCGCGAGGACUUGUUCUUCGAGAUGGCCAGGCAUGCGACGGAGAUGGCGCAGACCAUCUCGGUGAAUUUCGAGGCCCUGGGGUAUGAGCUGGCGGCGCCGACGGAGACGAAUCAGGUGUUUGUUAUCUUGCCGGAUCGGUUGGUUGCUCGGCUGGAGGAGAGGUUCCGGUUCUACGUCUGGGAUCAGAGAGAGGAUGAGACGGCCGUGGUGAGGAUCGUGACUUCGUGGGCGACGGACAAGCUACAGGUGGAUAAGUUUAAUGCGUGGGUGAGAUCGGAAACGACGGCAUGAUUUGCAUUGCAUCGAUAGCGGAUAGAUACAUGAACUACUAAUUAAU
Aspergillus steynii IBT 23096 is the source of this 1168-nucleotide messenger RNA. RefSeq names its product threonine aldolase family protein. The transcript has a single exon. Gene Ontology annotation, cellular component: cytosol. The record is from RefSeq and is a predicted model, not a curated record. Gene Ontology annotation, biological process: glycine biosynthetic process; L-threonine catabolic process. Bases 43 to 1122 code for a protein of 359 amino acids. NCBI's taxonomy places the organism in Eukaryota, Fungi, Ascomycota, Eurotiomycetes, Eurotiales, Aspergillaceae. Gene Ontology annotation, molecular function: L-allo-threonine aldolase activity.